Molecule: messenger RNA, 213 nt
Organism: Mauremys mutica (yellowpond turtle)
Lineage: Eukaryota; Metazoa; Chordata; Testudines; Geoemydidae
Product: UPF0545 protein C22orf39 homolog
Exons: 1
Coding region: 1-213 (70 amino acids)
Source: RefSeq, a predicted model, not a curated record
AUGGCUGACCGUGGCAUGUGGAGGCCUCCACGAACAUGUGAGGAUUAUUGGUCUGAAUGGAAACACAGUAAGGGCAUCCGUAAUUUAUUCCAUAACUAUUAUACGUAUGGGGAAGCACCCUCCUGUGAACAGUGGAAAAUAGACUAUGGCAAUUGCAGAAAGUGGGGGAAAAAAGCAGUGGAACCUGCACCAAUUCAGCAUGUAGAUGUCUAG